Annulohypoxylon truncatum is the source of this 902-nucleotide messenger RNA. RefSeq lists its product as uncharacterized. The record is from RefSeq and is a predicted model, not a curated record. The transcript has 2 exons. The coding region runs from base 230 to 730 and encodes 166 amino acids. Lineage: Eukaryota; Fungi; Ascomycota; Sordariomycetes; Xylariales; Hypoxylaceae.
CUCAUCUCAGCCUAUUCCGCUCUGUCACUUUAGGCGACGAUCACUUAGGAACCAACUGCACCGCUGUAACUAUUCUUAGUCUCGGUUAAAUAUCCAUGUUGCCAUCGGUCGCCCAAUGGAGCAGGAAGGAAUAUGUUCAUAAAUACGUUGAUAAAAGCGAGACCUCGCUGCUUUUUUAUUCUUUAAAACUCAACAAGACAGUGUUCUAUUUCUGCCAAUCCAAUUCAUCAUGCAUUUCACUUCUCUAGUUCUAUUCGCCUUAACCUCUGGCACAAUGGCGGCCAAACGCUUCCAUGUGCCGGAGCCGGCCCGGGUCCGUGAUGAGCCAACUCCUACGGGGUGUACAUCGUCUGCACUCGCUACCCAAACCACUAUAAACAGAGGUAAUGAAGGUAUAUGGCAUGUUAGGGCAAACAUCUCGGAUAUGCACGAACUGUACAGCUUUCAGAAGACCGACUGGCUCGACAACAACAAAACCGAAGUGCUCAACACCUGUGGUAGUAUCUGCUUAGCAGGCAACGACACUGCUAACCCGGGAACAUGGCUGCCGAGUGGGAAAUACUUCCAGGGCGCUUUCGUCAAUACGCCGGGAGGAGACCCGCCGAAUCACAUCUUGUGGGAGUGCGCGUGCUACGAUCGAGCAGUGACGGCCAAUGAUCUUGUCGCCGGGGGAGGAGUUUGGAACAACGCAAAUCCGGGUAGCGGAACAAUCAUUAACCGGCAGUGUUGAAUGAACACUAUGCGGUGCUCAUCUUUUCAGACUGUCAAACCAGUAUUAAGUCGCUAGGUACUUGAGAAUAUGCGAGAGAGCCAUGUUCUGGUUGUUAUCGGUGCGUAUGUAUAUACAUCAGAUGGGUGGGAUGGUAGAAAUUGUGAAAACUACCUACUUAAGUUAGGUAUGU